This is a messenger RNA of Acanthoscelides obtectus, 1425 nucleotides long. The record is from the annotation of a GenBank genome assembly. NCBI's taxonomy places the organism in Eukaryota, Metazoa, Arthropoda, Insecta, Coleoptera, Chrysomelidae.
AUACCGGUUGCCGGUAGCAAAAUCGAUGACGUGAAUGAUACUAUGAUACAUACAGGGGUACAGGACAGGCAGUACAGGGCGUUGUUUGUGUUGAUUGUUGAUAGUUGAUAUUUGUUGAUAAAUUAUUGAUGCCACUUAUUAUUCCUUUUAAGAUAUUCACACAUUCACAGACAUUUAAAUACGUUUGUGUAAGCGUUUACGUGAUAAGCUUGUAGAUGUAUAACCACCAGUGACCUGCAAUGUCUAGCGUACUAGAUGAGAGAGAGGCAUAUUUGAAAAGUCCUUAUUUCAAAAAGCACGAAUACACCGAUUUUUCACCUUUCUACAUUGCUAUUACAAUCUGCACACUUGUUGGGCUCACCAUCUUUCUGAUCAACAUCUUUUUGGGCUGCUGUUCGAGAUACUCAGAGUAUUGGAACGAUAGGCAUACAGGUAAUCGUUGGAUAGUGUCUUUGUGGACAGCAACCCCACAUCAACAACCUCCUCUGGACUACACUGAGCUGCAGGACGUUUCCAUAGUCCCUGAACAAAAGAUAAUCUACCAACACCAACAUCCAGUGGUGUAUCACCACCCCACAGGGCCUUCAGCACCUCCUGAAGAGACGUAUGAAUUGAGAGAGAAGCGCGAGAGUGCAAUCUAAACAAGAUGUUUCAUGUAUAUUGGCCAGCCACUGCUUGCCUAACACUUAUGCUGAUUGUAGUGGUUAUUAUGCUUAUUUUGCGUUUUGGGAACAAGUGGUGUAAGCUACGUCACACUGCUCUACCAGACAGGGAGUGGCAGCAUGAAGGUUACGAGGGCCCCAUAAGCUACUCAGCUGCUUGACUGAAUUAUGCCUUGAAUUCUAAUCUAGACUCAAAGAUGAAUCAAUGAAAAUUAUUAAUUAUAUUCAACAUUUGGUGCCAAGUGUUGAAUUUAUAUUUUACAAUUUUUGGAAAAACAAUCCAACUCGAGAUCUGAAAUAUUUUUAUAAGCAUACCUACUCAUAUGCACUCUAAUUAACUUAUCUGAUUUUUAUUAAUAAGUAUUGGACAAAUUCAACUUGCAUGGUCUUUUAUCUUUAUUUUGUUACUGGACAAGUAACUAUAAUUAGAAACUAUUUAGUUGCCAAUCAUAAUUAUCAUUAUAAAAUAUACAAAAUUUAUAUUUGUAUUAAUCAUAUCGAUUUAUCACCAGUACGGCUAUCAAUACCAUUCAAAUGUGUAAUUGGAAUAUCAAAUUGAAAACUUAUUUUAUUUUACAAAAAUGUGUCUAUCUACUGUUAAGUUUUCAGUUUCAUGUUUUUUAGAUAUUGACUUUUUAUAUUAUUGUUUUUAGAUAAGCAACAUAAGUAGUGCAUAUCAAAUCUCGAUGAAUGUGUCUAUUAGGAAUCUCAUAGUCCGUCCAUUUUUUAUACUUUUUAUGAAAUAAACUUUUAUUAACCUGCA